Messenger RNA from Paramisgurnus dabryanus, 12907 nucleotides. It is a transcript of the gene celsr3, whose product is annotated as cadherin, EGF LAG seven-pass G-type receptor 3. Gene Ontology annotation, cellular component: plasma membrane. Gene Ontology annotation, molecular function: calcium ion binding; G protein-coupled receptor activity. The record is from RefSeq and is a predicted model, not a curated record. Gene Ontology annotation, biological process: G protein-coupled receptor signaling pathway; homophilic cell-cell adhesion; cell surface receptor signaling pathway. Lineage: Eukaryota; Metazoa; Chordata; Actinopteri; Cypriniformes; Cobitidae.
CCCGUGCCGCUGCUAGCCGGAGCUCCAGCAAACACCGAGAGUAGAUGCGAGCUUCCCGGGAUCACCGAGCGACCCGGGAGCACGGCGGAAGGAGUCGGGCGGUGGUGGAUGAGCUGGCUACUUGACCGGCGUUUGGAGAGAGAAAGAUUUCAGUACAGAGAGACUGGGAAGGAGAGGGGGAGAACGGGGGAGAGAGAGAAAGGAUUUCACUACACUAAUGGCUGCACUGCUACCGGACUUGGGCUCGCUGUCGCCGCUGCUCUUACACCUUCUCCUCAGUUCUUUGUUCACCGUUAUCCCGGUGUGUGCAGCAGGGCCGUGCUGCCGCUCCCACCCAGCCCCCGGAGACACGCAAAGCGUAAGCUCACCCGAAGGAACGCUAACGGGGGCUCUGGCUGGGGGCAACUGGAAUAUCCAGCAUGUACGGACCCGGCUAAUAAAAUGUCUAGUGUGCGAGCAAUGCUUACGGUACAGUGCAGUGCCACCUGCGUGUUCGUGGUGGCCGAAUAACCGGACAGUAUUUAUACACACUGGACGCUGUCAUCACCAGCCAGUUUGUAGUGACGGUGGCGGCGGGGAGAAGGGCGUUGUUUCUCCCGUUCUCGACUCUCCUGUUCAGUAUGACAAAAAGAGGACUGUACAAAGGACUAGACGGCCACAAACACAUCUACACAUCACCACGGACAGGGUCGUUGCACGAAGCGUGCACCGGGUGCUGUGUUGCGCGGUGUUGGGCUCGCAGUUGGAUACAAGUGGUACCGUGGAAAGGCCUGAUCACUGCUCGCGUCACUCAAAGCAGGAGUUUACCGGUGCCACGAGACCAUCCAGGUUGUUACUACAAUACUAUUCUCAUUCUAAUGUGGCUUGCAGUGUUUUGGACGCCAAUAAAUUAGACAAAGCGACAUCGGACCGUCCCCUUUCACGCCCGCUGAAUGUUAUCGAUCUCAGCAGAGAGGGCUUGAAUAGGUCUUUUAAAACGGACUUUGGCAAUACCCGGGGAUGCUCGGAUCCGUGCGCGCAGCUCCUCUCUCCAAAACAAGCAGGCGAAGCAAACAGCUGUCUCGAGUCACACCGGAUCACGGAAUUUGCUGCCGUGCGCACACCAAGAUGGCACAGCAGUGACUGGCACCGGUUCAACAUCUCUCUGAAGCGCACGAGCUAUGCUGUUUGUGGAGAAAAUCCAAUCACUGUAUUAUCAUACAACAGCUCACUAUGUUUAAUUACUAAGACGAGUAACACAAACGAUCUGGAAAGCGUAAAGUGUAAAAGGUGUGACAGGAUUUGUCCACAGAUGUCCUCUUGGGCACCCACUGAUGGAUUAGGCGAAACGACAGGGGAUUUAAUGCAAAAGGCUGACUGGGAAGACAUCUCUCCUGUUGCAACAUCUUUGGAUAUCAGUGAUGAGCACAACUCUGACUCAUCUGCUGUGGAGAACAGGGGUCAUAUGGCAUCACAUAUCUACCUCUUAGUUGAGCUCAACUUUACUGAAAGACCUCGUGACUCACACUCAUACACGAGAGGUCUUGGACAUACAGAGAGCGCGAGAAAAGAUUCAGCACCACGCAUGUGGACAGCUCCUAACACAAACUCCGUGAACUUUGCUGAAAGUUUUCACUUGUGGAAUUGGAACAGUAACAACAACAACUGCGCAAAAAAGCCCAAUAAUAACAGCAACAGCGGUAGUUCUGAUCACCAAAAAGAAAAUAAAACCCACAAUGUUUCUGCCAGUGAAGAGAUCGACUUUACAAGAGAGGAAAACUCACCUUAUCUUUGCUCUAGUGUCACGCGUGCAGACUGUGAUGACGACAGCGACGACGAGAGUUUAAGCGCCGAUGGGGGAGCCACGCGGAAGCAAUUAAAAUCGGGUAAACGGGUGUCAUUACAAGCUGAGGGUGUUAGCCAGCGAAAGGAGUGCGGUAGGAGGCCGGAAGAGAGAGAAGGCGGGGUCAAAGGGGAGGAGAGUGGGAAGGGAGACAGACAGCGUGCACGGAGAGAAAGGGAUGAAAGCGUAGAGUGGGUGAUUGCAGAAGACACAAAGGAACAGUCAGUGGAUAAAAGCACGAAUUUGGUGGAUAAAACAGAUACAGUUCAAAGUAAUGACACCUUGAAAUUAGAAACUAAAGAUGAUAAGAACAAAAAGUGGCAUAAAUAUGAGGGAAUAUGGACUGAAAGAGAUGAGCUUAAACAUAGUGAAGAUGAGGCAGAAAAUAUACAAAACAAACAGUAUAGAGAGAAAGAAAAUGAGGGAAAGAGUGAUGAAUUGCAGAGACUAGAGAAACAGGAAUUUGUUGAAGGGGAGGCAGGUGUCCCUCCUGUUGGGCGCUCCCGCAGAGCUGCUAAUCGACAUCCCCAUUUUUCCCAGUAUAACUAUCAGGUUCAGGUUGCUGAGAACCAGCCUCCUGGUACAUCAGUUAUAGCUAUAACAGCCGAGGACCCUGAUGGUGGUGAGGCAGGCAGACUCGGUUACAGCAUGGCCCCUUUAAUGAACAGCAGAUCCAUGGACUACUUCCAAAUUGACCCAAUUACUGGCCUUCUCACCACCACACACAUUCUGGAUAGAGAACACAUGGACCUGCACUAUUUCAGGGUUACUGCCACAGACCAUGGCUCACCGCGUCUUUCUGGAACGACUAUGGUGACCAUCACUGUGGCUGAUCGUAACGAUCACUCUCCUGUGUUUGAGCAAACAGAGUACCGUGAGACGAUACGAGAGAAUGUAGAAGAGGGAUAUCCCAUUUUACAGUUACGCGCAACAGAUCUUGACUCGCCGGCAAAUGCAAACAUUCGUUACAGAUUUAUUGGAGAAAGUGCACCUGUAGCACGUUCUGCUUUUGAGGUCGACCCACGAUCGGGAUUGAUCACAACACGAGGCAUUGUUGACAGAGAAGUAAAUGAGCGUUACACAUUGCUCGUAGAAGCAAGCGACCAGGGGAGAGAGCCGGGGCCACGGUCGGUUACUGUUAGCGUCCAUAUAACUGUGUUGGAUGAGAAUGACAAUGUGCCCCAAUUCAGUCAAAAGCGGUAUGUGGUUGCUGUUAGAGAGGAUGUUCGUCCCCAUUCUGAAAUACUUCGAGUUAGUGCUUCGGAUCAGGAUAAAGACGUGAAUGCAGCUGUACAUUACAACAUCAUUAGUGGAAACAGCAGAGGACAGUUUGCUAUUGACAGUGUUACUGGAGAAAUCCAGGUGGUGGCCCCACUAGACUUUGAGACCGAACGUGAAUACACACUACGUCUGCGGGCUCAGGACAACGGGCGCCCACCACUGUCCAACAACACUGGAAUUGUAAGCAUCCAGGUCACAGAUGUCAAUGAUAAUCCACCAAUCUUUGUGUCCACACCUUUUCAGGCUACAGUGCUGGAGAGCGCUCCCAUUGGUCACUCUAUUCUCCACAUACAAGCUAUUGACACAGAUAAUGGUGACAACGCACGACUGGAAUAUCGUUUAACGGGAACUGGCACAGAUACACCGUUUGUUAUUAAUGGCGCCACUGGCUGGGUCACUGUGAGCUCAGAGCUUGACCGUGAAUCAGUAGAGCACUAUUUCUUUGGUGUAGAGGCACGGGAUUAUGGUGCCCCGCCCCUUUCCGCCACAGCUAGUGUUACCAUCACAGUAAUGGAUGUUAAUGACAACAGGCCAGAAUUUCUACAAAAAGAGUAUUACGUCAGACUAAACGAAGAUGCAGCCGUUGGCACAAGCGUGGUCAGUGUAACUGCAGUUGACCGAGAUGUAAAUAGCGCGGUCACAUAUCAAAUCACCGGUGGAAACACACGUAAUCGUUUUGCCAUUAGCACAGCCAGUGGAGCUGGCCUUGUGUCUCUAUCCCUGCCUUUGGACUACAAACAAGAGCGUCGCUAUGUGCUAACAGUCACUGCAUCCGACAGAACACUCCACGACACCUGUCAAGUGCACGUUAACGUCACAGAUGCCAACACACACCGUCCUGUGUUUCAGAGCGCUCAUUACUCAGUAAGCAUAAAUGAGGAUCGCCCUCCUGGUAGCACUGUGGUGGUUAUAAGUGCAACAGAUGAAGAUGUUGGAGAAAAUGCACGCAUCACUUAUUACUUAGAGGACAACAUUCCACAGUUUCGUAUAGAUCCAGGAACUGGAGCGAUCACACUACAAGCUGAGCUGGACUAUGAGGACCAGAUGACCUACACGCUUGCCAUCACAGCUCGUGACAACGGAAUUCCACAAAAGUCUGACACCACAUAUGUAGAGGUCAAUGUUAAUGAUGUGAAUGACAACGCACCUCAGUUCCUAAGCCCCAGGUAUCAGGGUGGAGUCAGUGAAGAUGCCCCGCCCUUCACUAGCGUACUACAGAUCUCCGCUACAGACCGCGAUGCUCAUGCCAAUGGUCGUGUCCAGUACACCUUCCAGAAUGGAGAGGACGGGGAUGGUGAUUUUACCAUCGAACCGACAUCUGGAAUAGUCCGGACGGUCAGGAGACUUGACCGCGAAAGUGUCCCGUUCUACGAGCUGACAGCAUUUGCUGUGGAUCGUGGUGUUCCACCUCAAAGGACACCUGUACACAUUCAAGUCAGUGUUAUGGAUGUGAAUGACAAUGCCCCAGUGUUCCCUGCUGAUGACUUUGAUGUUCUAGUAAAAGAAAAUAGUGCUGUUGGUUCUGUAGUAGCACAGAUCACAGCGACGGAUCCAGACGAGGGCCCACAUGCUCAGAUUAUGUAUCAGAUUGUAGAGGGCAAUAUUCCAGAAAUCUUCCAGAUGGACAUUUUUUCAGGAGAGCUUACAUCUUUAAUUGACCUCGACUAUGAGACACGGAAUGAGUAUGUCAUCGUCGUCCAGGCCACAUCAGCGCCGCUAGUAAGCCGGGCCACAGUGCGGAUCCGACUCGUUGACCAGAACGAUAAUGGGCCCCAAAUGCAGGACUUUCAAAUCAUCUUCAACAACUUUGUAUCCAAUCGGUCCAACACCUUCCCAAGUGGCGUUAUUGGCAGGGUUCCGGCCCAUGACCCAGAUGUUUCAGACCGUCUCUACUACACUAUUGACAGAGGAAACGAGCUGCAUCUGUUGCUGCUGAACCACACCAGUGGAGAGAUCCGGCUCAGCCGAAAACUGGAUAAUAACCGACCGCUGGUGGCCCCCAUGCUUGUCACCGUUACUGAUGGCAUUCACAGCAUCAGCGCUCAGUGUGUGUUGCGGGUUCUCAUUAUCACAGAGGAGAUGCUUAGCAGCAGUGUAACCGUGCGACUGCAAAACAUGUCCCAGGAGCACUUCCUGUCCCCGCUACUCACUCACUUCCUGGAAGGGGUCUCAGCGGUGCUGUCAGUGUCUCCUGAUGAUGUGUUUGUGUUUAAUGUGCAGCCGGAUGCAGAUGCAGGGCGGGUGCUCAACGUGAGUUUCUCUGCAGCGCUGCCUGGAGGUCAGUUCUUCCCAUCGGAGGCUUUGGAGGAGCAACUUUACCUCAACAGACCCAGACUUAAUGCUCUUGCACAUAUGGAGGUUCUCCCAUUCGAUGAUAACGUGUGCUUGCGCGAACCAUGCCAGAACUAUAUGAAGUGCAUCAGCGUUCUCCGCUUCAACAGCUCCGCCCCCUUUAUUGCCUCUCCAUCCACACUGUUCCGGCCCAUCCAUCCAAUCACAGGCCUGCGCUGCCGAUGCCCGGCAGGAUUUACCGGAGAUUAUUGUGAAAUUGAGAUUAACCUGUGUUACUCGAACCCUUGCAUGAAUGGAGGAGUAUGCACUCGCAGAGAGGGAGGGUACACGUGCAUCUGCAGAGAGGACUAUACAGGCGAGCAUUGUGAGUUUGACCGGCGUUCUGGUCGGUGUGGCGCAGGCGUCUGUCAUAAUGGCGGUACGUGCCGUGAGCUCUCUGGAGGUGGUUUCAGGUGCGAUUGUCCUGCAGGAGGUUAUGAGAAGCCCUACUGUUCUGUCACCACCAGAUCCUUCCCACCAAAAUCCUUCAUCAUGUUCAGAGGCCUUCGUCAGCGAUUUCACCUUUCAGUCUCUCUCUCGUUUGCCACAUUGGAAACUAAUGGUUUACUUUUCUACAAUGGUCGGUUUAAUGAGAAACAUGACUUCCUCUCUCUGGAGAUAUUAGAUGGACAAGUGGUUCUUAAAUACUCUACAGGUGAGUCAUCUACUCAGGUGAGUCCAUACCUUCCCAGUGGAGUGAGUGAUGGCAACUGGCACACUGUUCACAUCCAUUACUAUAAUAAGCCAAAGCGCAGUGUGAGUGGUGAGGUUCAAGGUCCGUCUGAUGAGAAGGUUGCAGUCUUGAGUGUCGACGACUGCGAUUCGGCUGUUUCUUUGAGAUUUGGAAGUCAGCUCGGGAACUACAGCUGUGCCGCUCAGGGGAGGCAGACCAGCAGCAAAAAGUCUUUGGAUCUGACAGGUCCGCUGUUUUUGGGUGGGGUUCCAAAUAUGCCGGAGAAUUUUCCUUUCAGUACGAGAGAAUUUAUUGGCUGUAUGAAAGACCUGCACAUUGAUAACAGCCCCGUGGACAUGGCAGGAUUCAUUGCUAAUAAUGGCACAUUACCAGGCUGCAGUGCCAAGCUGCCGUUCUGUAAAUCAAACCCAUGCCAAAAUGGAGGCACAUGUAGGGUUAGUUGGGAAACCUUCUCCUGUGACUGCCCUGUUGGAUUUGGAGGAAAGGACUGUAGCCUCGUGAUGUCCCACCCGCAUCGUUUCCUUGGUAACAGCGCACUGUGGUGGGACCUAAAGAAUGAUUUCACCAUCAGCACACCCUGGUACAUGGGGCUUGUGUUUCGCACCAGAUCGAAAGAAGGAGUUCUUCUGCAGGCUCAAGCUGGACAAAACACCAACUUAAUAUUUCAGGUAGUGUCAGGUCAGCUGGUGUUUUUUGUGGCUCGAGGUUCGACUCGGCUGGUCAGGUUGAGGCUGGAUCAGGUUCAGGUUUGUGAUGGACGCUGGCAUGAUCUACAGCUGGAGCUUCGUGAUGUAAGGAGCGGUCGAGAGACUCGAUAUGUUGCUACGGUCAGAUUGGACUUUGGACUGUAUCAGGGAACAGUAAUUGUUGGAAAUGAGAUUAAUGGUGUAAAGGUUAAGCACUUGCACAUAGGUGGAGUUUUCGGCUCAGGAGAGGUGCAGAAUGGCAUUCGUGGCUGUAUUCAGGGAGUGCGUCUGGGUGUACGUCCUGAUUCCCCUGCAUUGCCCCGCCCAUCCAAAACAAUCAAGGUGGAGGUUGGCUGUAAUGUUGGCAACCCAUGUAACACCUCUCCAUGCCCCGCCCACAGCCAUUGCACUGACGAAUGGGAUCGACACACUUGCGUUUGUGAGCCAGGAUUCUAUGGCAAGGGCUGUAUGGAUGCAUGUAAGCUGAACCCAUGUGAAAAUCAAGCAAAGUGCCACAGGAAGCCCAGCUCAUCUCAUGGAUAUAUCUGUGACUGUGAGGACAGUCACUACGGACAGUACUGCCAACACAGGGUAGAGCAGCAAUGCCCUCGUGGUUGGUGGGGGAGCCCAACAUGCGGACCCUGCCACUGUGAUGCGAAUAAGGGCUUUGACACAGACUGCAAUAAGACCACUGGACAUUGUCACUGCAAGGAGUUUCAUUACCGAAGGCGAGGCAGCGAUGUUUGUCUUCCGUGUGACUGCUACCCAGUGGGCUCCUUCUCAAGAUCAUGCGACACAGAAAGCGGACAAUGCCAGUGCAGACCUGGCGUAAUUGGCAGACAGUGCAACAUGUGUGACAACCCGUUUGCUGAAGUCACACAAACAGGCUGUGAAGUGAUCUAUGAUGGUUGUCCUAAGACCAUAACAUCAGGAAUCUGGUGGCCCAGAACAAAGUUCAACUUGCCUGCAGCUGUUCCCUGUCCUAAAGGAUCAGUAGGAACUGCAAUUCGUCACUGUGAUGGAGAAAGAGGCUGGCUGGACCCUGAUCUGUACAACUGCACUUCUCCACCAUUUGUGGAGCUAAACACAGCUCUGGAAGCUUUGGAAAGAAAUGAGACAGAACUCGGAACAAUCACUGAGAAAAAACUGGCCCAUCAGCUUCGUGAUGUCACAGAGGCAACAACCCGUCUUUAUGGCAAUGACCUUCAGAUCGCCGAGCGCCUGUUGUCCCGCCUCCUGACCUUCGAGAGCCUCCAGUCAGGAUUUGGUUUGACAGCCACUCAGGAUGCACAUUUUAAUGAGAAUGUGUUAAGAGGUUGUAGUGUUUUGUUGGGUCCGGGUAGCGCUACACUGUGGAGAGGUCAAAGUUCAGGGCAGAUGGGAGCGGCGCGAUUGGCUGAUCUGUUGGAGCAGUACUCCCGCACACUUGCCCAGAACAUGAAACAGACCUACCUCAAUCCUGUGGCACUCGUCGCUCCAAAUAUUGUCAUGACUCUGGAUCGUGUUGAAAACCAUACACAUGUGCGGAGACGGUUUCCACGCUAUCACAGCAGCACUCUCUUCCGAGGUCAAGCGCUUUGGGAUGCUCACACACAUGUUGUGCUGCCCCCUGCUGCACUUGUACCACAACGCAACCCAUCUCCAGUUUUAGCUCCAUCUCCAGCCAGCCCGGUAAACCUGUUGGCCAAUCACACGGUGGAAGCAACAGCAGCACGACGUUCUUUGGCAUUGCAAGAGGCUCCUAUCACCAUCGUCAUCCUCCUUAUUUAUCGAAGCCUGGGGGCUGCGCUCCCCCCAAAAUACCACACGGACCGCAGAGGCGUCAGGUUACCUAGACACCCUGUGCUGAACUCCCCUGUAGUAAGUGUGUCUGUAUAUAACAAUCAGACAUUUGUGGAGGGUUUUCUGGACACGCCGGUUCUGCUGGAGUUUCGUCUGUUGGAGACCAGCAACCGCAGCAAACCACUGUGUGUGCAGUGGAAUCACAGCAGCCCUGUAUCAGCAGGAGGUUGCUGGACUGUGAGAGAUUGCAGUGUGGUCUAUAGAAACACAUCACAUGUGCGAUGUCAGUGUCACAGACUGGGAACGUUUGGAGUCCUGAUGGACAGUUCACAAAGAGAGCAGUUGGAGGGUGACCUGGAGACCCUUGCCAUAGUAACAUACUCCUCACUCUCAGUUUCCAUGGUGGCAUUGUUGCUAACGGUGGUGGUUUUAUCGGGUCUGAGAGGACUGAAAUCAAACACACGCAGUAUUCACUCCAACAUGGCUGCUGCUACUCUACUUUCACACCUCACAUAUCUGCUGGGCAUCAAUCAGACUGAACAACAGUUCCUGUGCACAGUGGUUGCAAUCCUUCUCCAUUAUUUCUUCAUGUCAUCCUUUGCGUGGCUGUUUGUGGAAGCUCUACAUAUUUAUCGUAUGCAGACAGAAGUGAGAAACAUCAACUACGGUGCCAUGAGAUUUUACUAUGCUAUAGGCUGGGGAGUUCCCGCUAUCAUUACAGGCCUGGCAGUGGGGUUGGAUCCAGAGGGAUACGGAAACCCAGAUUUCUGCUGGAUCUCCAUGUAUGAUAAGCUUAUGUGGGGCUUUGCGGGACCAGUUAGCGCCGUCAUACUGAUGAAUGGUGGAAUGUUUUUAAUGGUCCUGCGUAUGACAUGCAACCCCACUCAGAAAGAGAUAAAGAAGCUGCCUGUGAUUUCUACUAUCCGCAGUGCCUUUCUCUUGUUAUUGUUGAGUACAUGCGUUUGGUUAUUUGGUCUGAUGGCUGUUAACAACAGUGUCCUGGCAUUCCACUACCUGUUCAUCGUCCUAUGUUGCAUACAGGGUAUGGCUGUUUUGUUGGUGUUCACACUGCUGAACUCAGAGGUGCAGGAAGCUUGGAAACUGGCUUGCCUAGGCAAGAAAAGCCCCGGUGAAGAACCUGCCAGACCUCCACAGAUGACUGGUCAAAACCCGUACAACAGCGCCUCCCUGCUGGAGCAGAGUGGAUUACAUCGUAUCACACUGGGAACUUCAACCAUCUCUUCGGUUAGCAGUGCAAGGGAGAAUCUUUUGGCACGGCAGGCUCUUGAGCACACUUUAGCUCACACGGGGGCCACUGACCUGGACGUGGCCAUGUUCCACCGCAACAGAGGUGAGGACUCAGACUCUGACUCUGAUCUCUCAUUGGAGGAGGAAAGAAGUUUGUCUAUUCCAUCUUCUGAGAGUGAGGACAACGUUCGUCUGCGUGGACGCAUCCAGCGGCGCUUUAAACGUACCGCUCACGCCGAACGUUUACUCACGGAACCCACACACAAUGGUGGAAAAGAUCUGGAUGGCAAUGAUCUGCUCUCCUAUUGGCCAGCGCUGGAAGGGUGUGAGGCUCACUCUCUACAAAAAUGGGGCUCAGAGCGCCGCCUAGGGGGCGACUACAACAAGGAUGCCGCUAAUAAUAACCAGCAGGAAGCUGCGCUGACUAGUGGGGAUGAGAAUGGGCUUACACACAGACACCGUAAGGGAAUCCUAAAGAAUCGUCUAGGCUGCCCGCCUGCUUUGCAGGGUCUUUCUGCUGUGGGCCGUGCUCCCAGUGAGAUGUCAUGGUACAGGACCUCCACGUUAGGUCACCGGGGCGUCCCGGCUGCUUCCUACGGUCGUAUGUACUCUGGCACUGGCUCGCUGUCCCAGCCCGCUUCCCGAUACUCCUCCCGCGAACACCUGGACUCGCUUGCAAGACGACAGCGCUCCCGUGAUAACCUUGACCUGUUACCCCGGCGACGCGAGCUCGGUGCCGAACACCUGGGUGGAUCAAGAGAAAGGUUGGGCCCUGUUCACAGCAUCCAUGCCUCCAGGGAGGAUCUGAUGGCUAGGGGUGGCCUGACAGGUUUAAUGGAGGGUUCAUUAAGUGGUUCAAGAACGCAGCUCAACGCUCUAACAAGGCAACAGUCCUCUAGAGAGCACCUUGGAGGAGCUCUCAUGAGCAGUCGCUCUCGGGAGCAGUUGGAGUCUAACGGCGGGGCACAACCCUGCAGGGAGUGGUUGAGGACCCUGCCGCCUCGACAGCUUUCGCACCCCGAGCCACACCCACCCUCUUCACCUCCUCCGCCAAUCACAGAGGAACCCCAAGAAACCAUGCUCUCUCACCGUGGGCGCCUUGACUCUGCCCCUACAUGUGGUUACCCUACAUCUGCAGCUGCGCCCGGAGCUCCAUCUAGUCGCCCACCUUCUAGCGAACACCUGGAUAUCCUCUCCUCCAUACUGGCCUCCUUCAGCUCCUCUGUCUUAACCCCGCCUCCAAACCCACACUCUGCUGCGGCAGGCCCCUCCCCUUCCCCGCCUGCUCACUCUGUAACUUCUCAAAGCAUCUCGGAAGUGUCACCUGACUCUGAAGUUCACAGAAGUGAUGGACAAUCUUGAUGAUGUCCUCGCAGCCCUACAAUGCAUUUUUGCAGGUGGGCUCCAGAGGAAUACAGGACACAGCCUACCGGAGUGUUCAGGACUUCUGCUUCACCCUGGGAACACUUAAGACUUGACACUGAAUUUAUUCAUCAAGGGCUUGAGAUAUCACCCAGGAUUAUCCUUUAUCCAAACAACAAACCUCAAAUUGCAGACCGAGAGCGGAGAGGUCUGGUCAAAGAGAGAGAGACAGAAACUGUAAAUAACACUUUUUAUACUUUUUGUAUCUUUUUCAUAAAAGAUCAGAGAAACUCUCUAGUGAUGUUUUUGAAGAUUGUGUGGAUAUGUGUUUAAGUGGGUAGAAUCAAAAAACAUUUUCAAACCCAUUGCAAGCCAAAACACUCCUAAACAUCCCCAUUCCAAUCCUUAUCCAACUUUGUGUUUAUGCAACAUAAGACACGCCAACAGACAUGGAGCGAGUCUACGGAAAAAGGAUUGGUCGACAUGAACGAGAUGUUGGAUUUUGGCCAUAACAUGGGAUUGGGGGAAUUCCAAGAGACUGUGAUUGUAAUUAUAAGGAAUUACGAAACAAAAGACAUGAUUGGACCGUAAUGAUUGUCAAUCAAGAGAUUUUGUUUUAAGGCAGGUGACUUGAGAUUUUUGGGUUAGUCUACACACAUUUUAAACUCCAAUACUCAGCCUGUACGAGAUUAAAAAACUGAGGUAUUUGGUGUAAAAAUACAUUCCGGUCUCAACGCUGCACAUUUGUAGACUAGAGUGCUCUCCGAAAUAAUAAAAAGGCAUACAUUGGAGUUUGUUAAAACUGUGUGAAGAGACUAUAAUGAAUGCAUAAUUAUUUUUUGUAACUAGCCUACAUGCAUAUUCAAGACUUAUUAGCAUAAUCAAAACCUCUUUCAUUACCAGACUUAUCUUAAAUCAAAUAUUGCUUUAGGAAUGAUAACGGAUUCCAAAUGAGCUUUUCAGGUGAUCGUAUUUAAUCCAUGUGUGAGUUCUUUUCACUAAGAGAGCAUAUCUAAAUAUCAGCAAAAUCUCUGUGAAGUAUUAAAUAAUCUUGGUGCUUCGGGGAAAGAAACAUGCUGAGAUAAACUAAAUGCAGUCAUUCAGAACAUCAGGCUCCUGUUUCAAAGCGAAAUCACGCUUCGUAUGACUUCAUCUCAUUUGUCUUAAACAGUAUUAUUAUGAGUUUUUGCCAAAAGAGUGCCCUUGUGUCACCCCUUAUACCUCGUUCCUGUCCGAAAAGUGCUCCAGGAAUUUUUUAUAUUCCUUUUUUAUAUUUAAUUUAUUAUUGCAUAACUUUAUCUGUACAGACAUCAGAUUAAUUUAUUUUAUUUAUUAAUAUUUAUUAACGUUAAUUUAUCUUAUUCAUAUUUCUUUAUAGAGUGUUUUUUUAAGAAGCGUGUGUGGAAGCUUUGUUUUUAUAAAAGCGAGGUUUCAUCUUUUCAAAAUGUUUUAUGUGUGAAACUUUUUGUACAUUUUCUGUCUGAUAUGACCCCCUCUCUUCUGUUAACAACAAAUAUGCUUUGAGAAAGAGAGGUGGAAGAUGCUGAUUGAUUGGUGGAAGAGAGAAUAAUGGGAAUGUAUAAUUGGUCAACAUGUUUAUUAUAAGACAUGCUGUAUGCUAGGGGGGGUUCAAAAAAAUCUGCUACCAGUGGGGGAUAAGACCAGAGACCCAGUGGUUGUUAAUAAAACAGAUUAAUGCUA